AUGGCUGAUCAAGACUCCCCACAAAACCCUACCAAACGAAUCAAACAAACGAUUUCGGUCCCCUUUCUUUGGGAAGAAAAGCCUGGAACACCGAAAAACGACUGGAAACGAGUUAACCCCGUCAUGCAACUGCCUGUUAAACUAAUCGCUUCGGUCCCAUUCAUGUGGGAAGAAAAGCCUGGAACACCACUUCCAGGCCCCUUCUCCCACCAGACACCCGAACCCGAAGUUACUACCCCUUCACCACCAUAUCUACAACAACACACCAAAAACAACCCAUUUUGUGAUUCGGAUUCUGAUACUGAUCUUGAUCAAGAACAACAUCAAGCUUCUAAUCAGCUAACUAUAUACCGUAACAACAACCCGUUUUGUGAUUCUUCUGAUGACGAACUCCAAGCCCCUUCGUCGCCUGCGUGGGAAACCGAGAGUGUUGCAAGCAGCUAUGCAACUGGUACGACAAGCCUAGCUGGAUCGUCCUUCUUGGAAUGCAUGUUUCCGCUCAUGACCCCGAAAACUAGUUUCCUUGAAAGCGUUGGUUGCACGAAAACUAGGGUUCCAACGACGAAUUCGUGUACUCAGAUUGUAAGCUAUGGUGGAGAAAGAAAGCCGUUAACACUUGGGGAGCUGAUUAUGAUGAGCCGAAGAAGAAGCUAUCUGAAGAGAGCCAUUGAGUCACAAGAAUACAAUCACUCCACGGAAUUGAUGGUGAGGAAUGGAUUUGGGUGCUGCAAUAUCGAUGUUGGAGGAUUAAAGAGGCAGUUGCAGUUAAAACUGAUCUAAAAACAUUUACAUCAUAUUUUUGCUUCUUUUGAAAAUAUAUUAUUGUCGUAUUUGGUUUUGAGAUUCUGUUUACUUCUUUUGAAAAUAUAUUAUUGUGGUUUUUGGUUAGGUAAUGAGAUUCUGGUGUUAUAAA
Molecule: messenger RNA, 913 nt
Organism: Helianthus annuus (common sunflower)
Lineage: Eukaryota; Viridiplantae; Streptophyta; Magnoliopsida; Asterales; Asteraceae
Exons: 2
Coding region: 1-780 (259 amino acids)
Source: RefSeq, a predicted model, not a curated record